Scophthalmus maximus (turbot) is the source of this 1884-nucleotide messenger RNA. It is a transcript of the gene hyal1, whose product is annotated as hyaluronidase 1. Gene Ontology annotation, biological process: carbohydrate metabolic process; hyaluronan catabolic process. The transcript has 4 exons. Bases 146 to 1468 code for a protein of 440 amino acids. Lineage: Eukaryota; Metazoa; Chordata; Actinopteri; Pleuronectiformes; Scophthalmidae. Gene Ontology annotation, molecular function: hyalurononglucosaminidase activity. The record is from RefSeq and is a predicted model, not a curated record.
UACUGCUGCUCCAUGACACGAUUUGCAUGUCUCUCCUGAUUGGCUGGUGGGCAGUUCUGAUUUUUUUCCUGCAUGUUAUUCCGAUCAUGUGACUCCCAGACGACAACACACAGACCCUCGGUCUUUGACCAGUGUUUCAGUAGGGAUGUGCUCCUCUCAUCCUGCCGUGCUCCUGCUCCUGAAUGGGAUCAUCCUCGUGUCAGGGCUGCGGCUGGAGACGGCCUCCUUUUCCCAGGGGCCUUUCCUCGCGGUGUGGAACGCCCCCACUCUCGACUGCCUCUCCCAGCACGGCGUGGACCUCAACCUGGAGACCUUCAACAUAGUCCAGAACCAAAACCAGGUCUUCAUGGGUGACAACAUAACCAUCUUUUAUGCCGACAAGCUGGGUCGCUAUCCCAGGUACUCCAGCCAAGGAGGGGCUGUCCACGGCGGAGUCCCGCAGAACGCCAGCCUGGAGGAGCACCUCAGAGGGGCCUCUGAGGAUAUCCGCACCUACAUCCCUCACAGGGACUUCCAGGGCCUGGCAGUGGUGGACUGGGAGAGCUGGAGACCCGUGUGGGAGAGAAACUGGGACAGCAAGCAGGUGUACUGGGAGGCGUCGAGAGCUCUCGUGAGGUCCCGGCACCCGGACUGGGGCCCUGCGCAGGUGGACGCUGCGGCCCGGCUCAAGUUCGAGGCGGCAGGGAGGAAAUUCAUGGAGGACACACUGAAACUGGGGAGGGAGGAGCGACCGAAUGGGAUGUGGGGCUACUACGGUUUCCCAGACUGCUACAACUAUUACAACCAGGGCGCAAACUACACAGGGACGUGUCCGUCUGUUGAGAGGAGGAGGAACAACGAGCUGUUGUGGUUGUGGAACAGCUCCUCGGCGCUGUAUCCCGACAUCUACCUCAGCCUCAACAUGCGGGGCCUCAGCAGAGAAGUGUUCCUCUACACUCACCACCGCAUCCUGGAGGCCAUGCGGGUCGGGGCCCAGGUGACCCCGUCGCCGCCCAAUGUGUUCCCCUACACUCACAUCGUCUACACCUACACAUUAGAUUUUCUCUCUCAGGAGCACCUGGUCUACACCAUCGGAGAGAGUGCUGCCUUAGGAUCUGCAGGCGUGGUGCUCUGGGGCGACCACGCCUUCUCCAAAUCUCAGGCCACCUGUGAAGCUGUCAAGUUCUACAUCGAAGAGACCCUGGGCCCUUACCUGGUGAACGUGACGUCAGCAGCCGCGCUUUGCAGUCAGAUUAUGUGCUCCUCUCAGGGAAGAUGUCAGAGGAGGGACCCAAACUCAGGGGCCUACCUCCACCUCCACCCUGCGGCGUGGAAGGUGGUGUCCGAAAGGAGGCCCCACGGCGGGAAUCGCUACCGCGUUUUAGGACGAACGAGGGCACACGAGGUGACAUCCAUGAAGUCCGCGUUCCAGUGCAAGUGUUUCCCAGGGUGGAGUGGUGAGAGCUGCUCCGAGGCGACUCGGGGAUAAAAGGCUUUGCUUGAACGAGGUAAUCCAACGACAGAGCCGGUCUAAUAAAUGGUAGCAAAGUGCGUAAGAAAACGUGAAAAUGAACCACUGGGGUUUGUUUGGCCCAGAGGUAGUUUUCUGCUUGAGCGCAUUUGGUCUCUCGUGGAUGUACAUUUUUCUCAAUCUUUGACCAACGUGUUUUCUUAGGUAUAUUGCUUUCCCUAAUUUAUAUAGAAGAUAAUAGUUUAAUAAUAACUGUUCAUUUUGCCUUUUGUUACUUAAUUUGCACGUUUGAGCUUCAUAUAUAUAUAUAUAUAUAUAUAUAUAUAUAUAUAUAUAUAUAUAUAUAUUGUCUUCAAACAUGUCUGAGUAACAUCUUCAAUGUUAUUUGUAUUAAUAUUGUGGUUGCACUUUAGUUUUCAAAUAAACAGUAUUAA